Ilex paraguariensis (yerba mate) is the source of this 1205-nucleotide messenger RNA. NCBI's taxonomy places the organism in Eukaryota, Viridiplantae, Streptophyta, Magnoliopsida, Aquifoliales, Aquifoliaceae. The record is from the annotation of a GenBank genome assembly.
AGCCAAGAACUAUCAUUCUAUCAGUGUUAAGCCCAAGUUUUCUUGACUGUGUUUGCGAGAAAAAAACCUGUUCUUUGCUCUGACAAUGGCUGGAAUUGUGGUGGUUUUCGACUUUGACAAGACGAUCAUUGAUGUGGAUAGCGAUAACUGGGUAGUUGACGAGUUGGGUGCCACCGACUUGUUCGGUCAGCUUCUUCCUACCAUGCCAUGGAAUUCUCUCAUGGAUAGGAUGAUGCAGGAGCUUCAUGCACAAGGCAAAACCAUUGAGGACAUUGCAGAGGUACUGAAACGAGUUCCAUUACAUCCCCGGAUAGUCCCAGCUAUAAAAUCUGCCCAUGCUUUAGGGUGUGAUCUGAGGAUAGUUAGUGAUGCUAAUCUCUUCUUUAUCGAGACGAUUUUGAAGCAUCUUGAGAUAAGGGAUUGUUUUUCUGAAAUCAACACAAACCCAAGUUGUGUUGAUGAGGAAGGAAGGCUAAGAAUCUUCCCUUACCAUGAUUUUCAUUCAUCUCCUCAUGGCUGCAGCCUUUGCCCUCCAAACAUGUGCAAGGGUCCGGUAAUAGAAAGAAUACAAGCUUCUAUAGCCGAGGAGGGGAGGAAAAAGUUCAUCUAUCUGGGAGAUGGAAGUGGUGAUUUUUGCCCAAGCCUGAAGCUCAAAGAAGGAGAUUACAUGAUGCCAAGGAAGAAUUUCCCAGUAUGGGAUUUGAUAUGCAAAAACCACGCGCUUGUGAAGGCAGAAAUCCAUGAAUGGACAGAUGGAGAAGAGCUCGAAUGCAUUCUGCUCCAACUUAUCAACACAAUUUGUGUUGAAGAGGACAACAGCAGUAAGUCCACUCAGUUGUUAUCAGUUGAUUUAAAGUCUCAGCCAAUUCCGAUAUCUGCUCAUCAAGCCUUGCCUCAAGCCCUCCCUGUGCCUUACUAGUCACCAAAAAUAUACCUUUGGCCAAUGCCAAGUUUGGGCAUACUUGCUUUUGCUUUUGAUUUUGGGGUAGAUUUUGUAACCUCUGAUUGUCAUGUUGAUCAAACAGAGAUCUACAAGAAAAAAUAUGGGCAGCCAUUAUAUAUUUAAUGCUACUUGCCUGUGUACCAUGAUCAUAAAAGUACUAACAUUGGAUAUAUGAAUGUAUCAUGUUUUGAUUCUCUGGAAACAAGAAAGAUUUACCUGAGUUGUGGAAAGAGCCUCUCAUCCUGAAGCUUGUAUGACUGCG